GGCGUGCGCGUGUGGAAUAUCCGCAGACAUGCCUGCGCCGAGGACGUGCCAGCUCCUGCUCCUGCUCCGGGUGCUGCUGCUUCUGUGCGCCGGGCUCCUCACCGCAGCCAAGGGUCAGAACUGCGGAGGUUUAGUCCAAGGUCCCAAUGGCACCAUCGAGAGCCCAGGGUUUCCUCACGGUUAUCCCAACUAUGCGAACUGUACCUGGAUCAUUAUCACAGGAGAACGUAAUCGGAUACAAUUGUCAUUUCAUACCUUUGCCCUUGAAGAAGAUUUUGAUAUUUUAUCGGUUUAUGAUGGACAGCUCCAACAAGGGAAUUUGAAAGUGAGAUUAUCGGGGUUCCAGUUGCCGUCCUCCAUAGUCAGCACGGGAUCUAUCCUCACGCUGUGGUUCACAACCGACUUCGCGGUGAGCGCCCAAGGCUUCAAAGCCCUGUACGAAGUUUUACCUAGCCACACGUGUGGAAACCCCGGGGAGAUCCUGAAGGGAGUUCUCCACGGAACGAGAUUCAACAUAGGAGACAAGAUCCGGUACAGCUGCCUGUCUGGCUACAUCUUGGAAGGCCAUGCGAUCCUGACCUGCAUCGUCAGCCCGGGCAACGGGGCUUCCUGGGACUUCCCGGCUCCGUUUUGCAGGGCGGAGGGAGCCUGCGGAGGUACCCUGAGGGGGACCAGCAGCACCAUCUCCAGUCCGCACUUCCCCUCCGAGUACGGGAACAACGCCGACUGCACCUGGACCAUCCUGGCCGAGCCCGGCGACACCAUCGCCUUGGUCUUCACCGACUUCCAGCUAGAAGAAGGGUACGACUUCUUAGAGAUCAGUGGGACAGAAGCCCCAUCCAUAUGGCUGACUGGCAUGAACCUCCCUUCUCCCGUCAUAAGUAGCAAGAACUGGCUGCGACUCCACUUUACAUCAGACAGUAACCAUCGACGCAAAGGAUUUAACGCACAGUUUCAAGUGAAAAAGGCCAUUGAGCUGAAGUCAAGAGGAGUCAAGAUGCUGCCCAGCAAGGACAGUAGUCACAAAAACUCUGUCUUGAGUCAAGGCGGUGUUGCAUUGGUUUCUGACAUGUGUCCAGAUCCUGGGAUUCCAGAAAAUGGUAGAAGAGCAGGUUCUGACUUCAGGGUUGGUGCAAAUGUUCAGUUCUCCUGUGAGGACAAUUAUGUGCUCCAGGGAUCCAAGAGCAUAACCUGUCAGAGAGUCACAGAGACACUGGCUGCGUGGAGCGACCAUCGGCCCAUUUGCCGAGCUAGAACAUGUGGAUCAAAUCUGCGGGGACCCAGUGGCAUCAUUACAUCCCCUAAUUACCCAGUUCAGUACGAAGACAACGCGCACUGUGUGUGGGUCAUUACCACAACGGAUCCAGACAAGGUCAUCAAGCUUGCGUUUGAGGAGUUUGAACUGGAACGAGGCUAUGACACCCUUACGGUGGGCGAUGCUGGCAAAGUGGGUGACACCAGGACGGUCUUGUACGUACUCACUGGGUCCAGCGUCCCUGACCUGAUUGUGAGCAUGAGCAACCAGAUGUGGCUUCAUCUGCAGUCUGAUGACAGCAUUGCUUCCCCCGGAUUUAAAGCUGUCUACCAAGAAAUUGAAAAGGGAGGAUGCGGGGACCCUGGGGUCCCUGCCUACGGGAAGCGGGCAGGCAGCAGCUUCCUGCACGGGGAUACGCUCACGUUCGAAUGCCAGGCAGCCUUCGAGCUGGUGGGGGAGCGGGUGAUCACGUGCCAGCAGAACAACCAGUGGUCGGGCAACAAGCCCAGCUGUGUAUUUUCGUGUUUCUUCAACUUCACGGCGUCAUCAGGGAUUAUCCUGUCCCCCAACUACCCCGAGGAGUACGGCAACAACAUGAACUGCGUGUGGCUCAUCAUCUCCGAGCCGGGCAGCAGGAUCCACCUCAUCUUCAACGACUUCGACGUGGAGCCACAGUUCGACUUCCUCGCCGUCAAGGACGAUGGUGCCUCCGACGUCGCGGUCCUGGGCACCUUCUCGGGCCACGAGGUCCCCUCCCAGCUGGCCAGCAGCGGCCACGUCGUGCGCCUGGAGUUCCAAUCCGACCACUCCACCACCGGCCGCGGCUUCAACAUCACGUACACCACAUUUGGUCAGAAUGAAUGCCAUGACCCUGGCAUUCCCAUCAACGGACGGCGUUUUGGUGACAGAUUUCUACUUGGGAGUUCCGUUUCUUUCCACUGUGAUGAUGGCUUUGUCAAAACCCAGGGGUCGGAGUCCAUCACGUGCAUCCUGCAGGACGGAAAUGUCGUCUGGAGCUCCACCGUCCCUCGCUGUGAAGCCCCGUGCGGUGGACACCUGACAGCCGCCAGUGGACUCAUCCUGCCCCCCGGGUGGCCCGGGUAUUACAAAGAUUCUUUAAAUUGUGAAUGGAUCAUCGAAGCAAAACCGGGACACUCCAUCAAAAUAACUUUCGACAGGUUUCAGACCGAGGUCAACUACGACACCCUGGAGGUCCGCGACGGCCCGGCCAGCUCGUCGCCGCUCAUCGGGGAGUACCACGGCACGCAGGCGCCACAGUUCCUCAUCAGCACGGGCCACUUCAUGUACCUGCUGUUCACCACCGACAACAGCCGCUCCAGCGUCGGCUUCCUCAUCCACUACGAGAGUGUGACUCUAGAGUCGGAUUCCUGCCUUGACCCAGGAAUCCCUGUGAAUGGCCAUCGGCAUGGCAGCAAUUUCGGCAUCAGGUCUACGGUGACUUUCAGCUGUGACCCAGGCUACACACUCAGUGAUGAUGAGCCCCUUAUCUGUGAGAGGAACCACCAGUGGAACCAUGCAUUGCCCAGCUGUGAUGCCCUUUGUGGAGGUUACAUCCACGGGAAAAGCGGGACAGUCCUUUCUCCUGGGUUUCCGGAUUUUUACCCCAACUCUCUAAACUGUACGUGGACCAUCGAGGUGUCUCAUGGAAAAGGAGUUCAGAUGACCUUUCACACCUUCCACCUCGAGAGCUCCCACGACUACCUGCUGAUCACGGAGGACGGCAGCUUCACGGAGCCCGUGGCCAGGCUCACCGGGUCGGUCCUGCCGCACACCAUCAAGGCGGGCUUGUUCGGGAACUUCACGGCCCAGCUUCGGUUCAUAUCGGACUUUUCCAUCUCCUACGAGGGCUUCAACAUCACCUUUUCAGAGUACGACCUGGAGCCCUGUGAUGACCCUGGCGUCCCUGCCUUCAGCCGAAGAAUCGGUUUCCACUUCGGAGUCGGGGACUCUCUGACUUUCUCCUGCUUCCCGGGGUAUCGCUUAGAAGGUGCAAGCAAGCUUACGUGCCUGGGUGGGGGCCGUCGUGUGUGGAGUGCACCUCUGCCAAGGUGUGUGGCUGAAUGUGGAGCAAGUGUCAAAGGAAAUGAAGGAACGUUGCUGUCUCCAAAUUUCCCAUCAAAUUAUGACAAUAACCAUGAGUGUAUCUAUAAAAUAGAAACGGAAGCUGGCAAGGGGAUCCAUCUCAGGGCGCGAAGCUUCCAGCUGUUUGAAGGAGACGUCCUAAAGGUGUACGAUGGAAGGGACAGCUCUUCGCGUCCGUUGGGGGCCUUCACCAAGAAUGAGCUGAUGGGUCUGGUCCUAAACAGCACCUCCAAUCACCUGUGGCUCGAGUUCAACACCAACGGGUCUGACACCGACCAGGGCUUCCAGCUCACCUAUACUAGUUUCGACCUGGUGAAGUGCGAGGAUCCAGGCACCCCCAACUAUGGCUAUAGGAUCCGAGACGAAGGCCACUUUACUGACACUGUGGUUCUGUACAGCUGCAACCCGGGCUACGCCAUGCACGGCAGCGACACACUCACUUGCCUCAGCGGCGACCGCAGGGUGUGGGACAAACCGCUGCCCUCAUGCGUGGCCGAGUGUGGCGGUGAGAUCCACGCAGCCACGUCGGGGCGCAUCCUGUCUCCCGGCUACCCUGCUCCCUAUGACAACAACCUCCACUGCACCUGGAUCAUAGACGCAGACCCGGGAAAGACCAUCAGCCUGCACUUCAUCGUGUUCGACACGGAGACGGCCCACGACAUCCUGAAGGUCUGGGACGGCCCGGUGGACAGCGACAUCCUGCUCAAGGAGUGGAGCGGCUCCCUGCUGCCCGAGGACAUCCACAGCACCUUCAGCUCGCUCACCCUGCAGUUCGACAGCGACUUCUUCAUCAGCAAGUCGGGCUUCUCCAUCCAGUUCUCAACAUCCAUCGCAUCCACCUGCAAUGACCCCGGGAUGCCUCAGAACGGCACCCGCUACGGGGACAGCCGAGAGCCGGGCGACACCAUCACCUUCCAGUGUGACCCUGGGUACCAGCUCCAAGGACAAGCUAAGAUCACGUGUGUGCAGCUGAAUAACCGAUUCUUCUGGCAACCGGACCCUCCUACGUGCAUAGCCGCGUGUGGAGGGAACCUGACGGGCCCGGCGGGUGUGAUUCUGUCCCCUAACUACCCACAGCCCUAUCCUCCCGGGAAAGAAUGCGACUGGAGGAUAAAAGUGAAUCCGGACUUCGUCAUUGCCCUGAUUUUCAAAAGCUUCAACAUGGAGCCCAGCUACGAUUUCCUGCACAUCUAUGAAGGAGAAGAUUCCAACAGGCCUCUCCUUGGAAGUUUUCAGGGCUCACAAGCCCCAGAGAGAAUAGAGAGCAGUGGAAAUAGUCUUUUCCUGGCAUUUCGGAGCGACGCUUCUGUGGGCUUGUCGGGGUUCGCCAUUGAAUUUAAAGAGAAGCCGCGGGAAGCCUGCUUCGACCCCGGGAACAUAAUGAACGGGACAAGGAUUGGCGUCGACUUCAAGCUUGGCUCCACCGUCACCUACCAGUGUGACUCCGGCUACAAGAUCGUCGACCCCUCGUCCAUCACUUGCGUGAUCGGAGCAGACGGGAAGCCCGCCUGGAGCCGUGCGCUGCCCUCCUGCAAUGCUCCCUGCGGAGGCCAGUACGCGGGAUCCGAGGGCGUCGUCCUGUCGCCGAACUACCCGCACAACUACACGGCCGGCCAGACGUGCGUCUACUCCAUCUCGGUGCCCAAGGAGUUCGUGGUGUUUGGACAGUUUGCCUAUUUCCAGACGGCGCUCAACGAUUUGGCGGAAUUAUUUGACGGGACACACCCACAGGCCAGACUCCUCAGCUCGCUCUCUGGGUCCCAUUCAGGUGAAACGCUGCCUUUGGCGACCUCGAACCAGAUUCUCCUCCGGUUCAGCGCCAAGAGCGGCGCGUCCGCCCGCGGCUUCCACUUUGUUUACCAAGCGGUUCCUCGAACCAGCGAUACCCAGUGCAGCUCCAUCCCCGAGCCCAGAUACGGAAGGAGAAUCGGCUCCGAGUUUUCGGCGGGCUCUAUCGUCCGAUUCGAGUGUAACCCGGGGUACCUCCUCCAGGGCUCCACUGCCAUCCGCUGCCAGUCCGUGCCCAACGCUCUAGCUCAGUGGAACGACACGAUCCCGAGCUGCAUAGUCCCCUGCAGUGGCAAUUUCACUCAGCGCAGAGGCACCAUUUUAUCCCCUGGCUACCCAGAACCAUAUGGUAACAACUUAAACUGUAUCUGGAAAAUCAUAGUUACAGAGGGAUCAGGAAUUCAGAUCCAAGUGAUCAGUUUUGCCACCGAGCAGAACUGGGACUCCCUGGAGAUUUAUGAUGGCGGGGACAUGACUGCACCCAGGCUGGGAAGUUUCUCAGGAACCACGGUCCCCGCGCUCCUGAACAGCACCUCCAACCAGCUCUACCUGCACUUCCAGUCUGACAUCAGUGUGGCCGCUGCUGGCUUCCACCUGGAAUACAAGACCGUGGGCCUCGCUGCGUGCCAAGAACCAGCCCUUCCCAGCAAUGGCAUCAAAAUCGGAGACCGGUACAUGGUGAACGAUGUGCUCUCCUUUCAGUGUGAACCGGGGUACACCUUGCAGGGUCGUUCCCACAUCUCGUGUAUGCCGGGCACCGUCCGUCGCUGGAACUACCCAUCCCCCCUCUGCAUUGCAACCUGCGGAGGGACGCUGAGCAGCAUGGGGGGUGUGAUCUUGAGCCCAGGGUUUCCGGGCGCUUACCCCAACAACCUGGACUGCACCUGGAAGAUCGAGCUGCCCAUUGGCUACGGUGCACACAUUCAAUUUCUGAAUUUUUCUACGGAAGCGAAUCACGACUACCUGGAAAUUCAAAACGGGCCGUACCACACGAGCCCGACCAUCGGGCAGUUCAGCGGCGCCGACCCCCCGUCCGCCCUGCUCAGCACGACACACGAGACGCUCAUCCGCUUCUACAGCGACCAUUCCCAGAACCGGCAGGGGUUUAAACUCGCUUACCAAGCCUAUGAGCUGCAGAACUGCCCGGACCCGCCUCCGUUCCAGAACGGUUAUAUGAUCAACUCGGACUACAGCGUGGGCCAAUCCAUCUCUUUCGAGUGUUACCCUGGGUACAUUUUAAUCGGCCACCCCGUCCUUACCUGUCAGCAUGGGAUCAACAGAAACUGGAAUUAUCCCUUUCCAAGAUGUGACGCUCCUUGCGGAUAUAACGUCACAUCCCAGAACGGUACUAUUUAUUCGCCCGGGUUUCCAGAUGAGUACCCGAUCCUGAAGGACUGCGUCUGGCUUAUCACGGUCCCUCCUGGCCACGGCGUCUACAUCAACUUCACCUUGCUGCAGACGGAGGCGGUCAACGACUACAUCGCUGUCUGGGAUGGGCCCGACCAGAAUUCCCCUCAGCUGGGCGUCUUCAGCGGCAACACGGCCCUGGAGACGGCGUACAGCUCCACCAACCAGGUCCUGCUCAAGUUCCACAGCGACUUCUCCAACGGAGGUUUCUUUGUCCUCAAUUUCCACGCAUUUCAGCUCAAGAAAUGCCAACCUCCCCCGGCAGUUCCACAGGCGGAAAUGCUUACUGAGGAUGAGGAUUUUGAAAUAGGGGAUUUUGUGAAGUACCAGUGCCACCCCGGGUUCACAUUGUCUGGGACAGACACGCUGACCUGCAAGCUCAGCGCCCAGCUGCAGUUCGAAGGCUCCCUCCCAACCUGUGAAGCACAAUGCCCUGCAAAUGAAGUCCGGACAGAGUCUUCUGGAGUCAUCCUUAGUCCAGGUUACCCAGGCAACUAUUUUAACUCCCAGACAUGCUCGUGGAGUAUUAGAGUGGAACCAAACUAUAACAUCACCAUCUUUGUGGAUACAUUCCAAAGUGAAAAGCAAUUUGACGCACUGGAAGUAUUUGAUGGUUCUUCUGGUCAGAGUCCUCUGCUAGUGGUCUUAAGCGGGAACCACACUGAACAAUCCAAUUUUACGAGCAAGAGUAAUCAGUUAUAUCUCCGCUGGUCCACUGAUCAUGCAACCAGUAAAAAAGGAUUCAAGAUUCGAUAUACAGCUCCUUACUGCAGCUUGACCCACACCCCGAAGAAUGGUGGUAUUUUAAAUAGGACCGCCGGAGCAGUCGGAAGUAAAGUGCAUUACUUUUGUAAGCCUGGAUAUCGAAUGAUUGGCUCCAGCAACGCAACGUGUAGACGGAGCCCAGGCGGCAUGUACCAAUGGGAUUCUCUUGCCCCACUCUGUCAGGCUGUAUCCUGCGGAAUCCCGGAGUCCCCAGGAAACGGUUCCUUUGUGGGCAGCGAGUUCACACUGGACAGCAGAGUGACGUACGAAUGCAGCGAGGGCUUCCAGCUGGAGGCGGGCCAGCAGGCAGCGGCCGUGUGCCGGGAGGAUGGGUUAUGGAACAACACGGGGAAGCCUCUUGCGUGUAAACCGGUUACGUGUCCCAACAUUGAAGCUCAGCUCUCAGAACAUGUCACCUGGAGACUGGUUUCGGGAUCGCUGAGUGAGUAUGGAGCUCAGGUGGUGCUCAGCUGCAGUCCUGGUUAUUACCUGGAGGGCCAGAGGCUCGUGCAGUGCCAAGCUAACGGGACUUGGAGCAUCGGCGAAGAGAGGCCAAGGUGUCGAGUGAUCUCAUGCGGAAGCCUCUCCUUUCCCCCAAAUGGUAACAAGAUUGGCACACUGACGGUUUACGGAGCCACAGCCAUAUUUACGUGCAACACGGGCUACACCCUUGUGGGGUCUCAUGUCAGAGAGUGCUUGGCAAACGGACUCUGGAGUGGCACGGAAACUCGAUGUCUGGCUGGCCACUGCGGUUCCCCGGAUCCAAUCGUGAACGGUCAUAUCAGUGGAGACGGAUUCAGUUACAGGGACACUGUGGUUUAUCAGUGCAAUCCCGGUUUCAGGCUGGUUGGAACUUCCGUCCGGAUAUGCUUGCAGGACCACAAAUGGUCCGGACAGACCCCGGUCUGUGUCCCCAUCACAUGUGGCCACCCUGGGAACCCCGCCCACGGAUUCACCAACGGCAGUGAGUUCAAUCUGAAUGACGUCGUGAACUUCACCUGCAACACGGGGUACCUGCUGCAGGGUGCCUCCCGAGCCCAGUGUCGGAGCAAUGGCCAGUGGAGCAGCGCCCUACCCACCUGCAGAGUGGUGAACUGCUCGGAUCCAGGCUUUGUGGAAAACGCCAUUCGUCACAGGCAACAGAAUUUCCCCGAGAGUUUUGAAUAUGGGACGAGCGUCAUGUAUCAUUGCAAGAAGGGGUUUUACUUGCUGGGAUCGUCCGCCCUAACCUGCAUGGCCAACGGCCUAUGGGAUCGCUCUCUGCCCAAGUGUUUGGCCAUAUCGUGUGGCCACCCGGUUCCUGCCAAUGCCGUCCUGACUGGAGAGCUGUUUACGUACGGGGCCGUCGUUCACUAUGCCUGCAAAGGGAGCCGGGACCUUGUCGGCAACAGCACUAGAGUCUGUCAAGAGGAUAGUCACUGGAGUGGGACGCUGCCCCACUGUACAGGAAACGAUCCUGGAUUUUGUGGCGAUCCCGGGACCCCAGCGCAUGGGUCCCGGCUUGGAGAUGAACUCAAGACCAAGAGCCUUCUGCGCUUCUCCUGUGAAAUGGGUUACCAGCUGAGGGGCUCUCCUGAGCGUACAUGUUUGCUCAAUGGCUCGUGGUCGGGAUUGCAGCCAGUGUGUGAAGCUGUGUCCUGUGGGAAUCCUGGCACGCCCACCAAUGGCAUGAUUGUCAGCAGCGAUGGCAUCCUGUUCUCCAGCUCGGUCAUCUACGCCUGUUGGGAAGGCUACAAGACGUCCGGGCUAAUGACGCGUCACUGCACGGCCAACGGGACCUGGACGGGCACAGCCCCCGACUGUACAGUUAUAAGCUGUGGAGACCCAGGUACACUGGCAAACGGCAUCCAGUUCGGGACGGAUUUUACCUUCAAUAAGACUGUGAGCUAUCAGUGUGACCCCGGCUAUCUGAUGGAGCCCAUCACGUCAUCCACCAUCCGUUGCACCAAAGACAGUACGUGGAACAACAGCAAACCCUUGUGCAAAGCUGUCAUGUGCGGUCAACCUCCUCAAGUGCUGCAUGGAAAAGUGGAGGGAGCCGAUUUCCAUUGGGGCGCCAGCAUCAGUUACAGCUGCGUGGAUGGCUUCCAGCCCUCUCACUCCGCCAUCCUUUCCUGUGAAGGCCAUGGCGUGUGGAAAGGAGAGGUCCCCCAGUGCCUGCCUGUGUUCUGCGGAGACCCAGGCACCCCUGCGGAGGGGCGACUUAGUGGCAAAAGCUUCACCUAUAAGUCAGAAGUAUUCUUCCAGUGCAAAUCUCCCUUAAUGCUGGUGGGGUCGUCCAGGAGAUCCUGCCAGGCGGACGGCACGUGGAGUGGCACACAACCCACCUGCAUCGAUCCUGCUCAUAAUACCUGCCCAGACCCCGGUACUCCACACUUUGGAAUACAAAAUAGCUCCAGAGGAUAUGAGGUGGGAAGCACGGUGUUUUUCAGGUGCAGGAAAGGUUACCACAUUCAAGGUUCUACGACCCGAACUUGCCUCGCGAAUUUAACUUGGAGCGGGAUACAGACCGAGUGUAUACCCCACGCCUGCAGGCAGCCAGAAACGCCGGCCCACGCAGAUGUGAGAGCGAUAGACCUCCCCACCUUCGGUUACACGUUAGUGUACACCUGCCAUCCCGGAUUUUUCCUUGCGGCUGGGUCUGAGCACAGGACGUGUAAAGCAGAUAUGAAAUGGACAGGAAAAUCACCUGUCUGUAAAAGUAAAGGAGUGAGAGAAGUUAAUGAAACAGUUACUAAAACUCCAGUUCCCUCCGAUGUAUUUUUUAUCAAUUCCGUGUGGAAGGGAUAUUAUGAAUAUUUAGGGAAAAGACAACCUGCAACUCUGACAGUUGACUGGUUCAAUGCAACAAGCAGUAAGGUGAACGCCACCUUCCUCGAAGCCUCUCAGGUGGAGCUGAAGUUGACAGGAGUUUACAAGAAAGAAGAGGCUCACUUACUUCUGAAAGCUUUUCAAAUUAAAGGUCCUGCAGAUAUUUUCGUGAGCAAGUUUGAAAACGACAACUGGGGACUGGCUGGUUACGUGUCAUCAGGACUCGAGAGAGGAGGAUUUACUCUUCAAGGUGAUAUUCAUGGAAAAGACUUUGGAAAAUUCAAGCUCGAAAGGCAAGAUCCCUUAAAAUCUGACCAAGACUCUUCAAAUCAUUACCACGGCACUAGUAGUGGCUCCGUCGCAGCUGCCAUUCUGGUUCCAUUCUUUGCUCUAAUUUUGUCAGGGUUUGCAUUUUACCUCUACAAACACAGAACGAGACCAAAAGUUCAGUACAAUGGCUACGCGGGACACGAAAACAGCAACGGACAAGCUUCCUUUGAAAACCCCAUGUAUGACACAAACUUAAAACCCACAGAGGCCAAGGCUGUGCGGUUUGACACGACUCUGAACACAGUGUGCACAGUGGUAUAGCCCUCAGUGCCCUUAGGACUGACUCAUAGCCAUACCUCCGACGGACAAGCAGUAACUCCUUUGGUGCCACAGACCACCCCCUGCACUCCUGGCUUUGCGCGGUGACCGGUCGCGGGCCGCAGCCUGGCGAGGACGGGAUGGCACGAGCCCCGCCGCCCGGCGGCCGGGAGCCACGGCGAGCGCAGGGAAGGCUGCGAGUCACGCCGCCGCUGCGUGCUCGACGCCUCGGACCUUCCGAUUUCUGUGUGGCUGGGAUGCCUUUCAAUGCAAUCUCCUGGGCACGUGGAUACAUCCUUCGGGUGCGGUGACAAAAUGGUAGCACCACAACACCACAACACGUCGUUCGGUUGUUUUAUGGUUUUUGUUCUUGUUUUAACCCCCAUGAAUAGGAACACUCUGAAAAAAAAAAAAAGCUCUCUCUCGAAGAAGACACCUUUCUGGUAGACGCACACACCUGCAAACGCUUCACUCUGUCCUUCCUGAGACCUGACAAGCUUUGAGGACUCACAGGUCCGCUCAGUGUCCAUUCCUAGGGCCGUCCGCAAAUUCCCCCGGUCAGCUGUCCUAUUGCAGAAUUUUUGAUGCACAAUUUUUUUGCACUAGUGUGUUAUGAAUGACUGAGUAAGAUUCUGAUAAAAAAAUAAACUAUUUACACAGGGUUUAUACACACGAUCCAUUGUAUAUAAGCAUCUUCCCACGCGGUCAAGCGAAACAUCCACCAUCCGUUCAGUUGGCGUGUUAGAGAGAGGAAGUGUCGCUGACGUGGCACAGGUGUAAGAGGGAAAUGCGGUGUUGAAGACAUUUAUUUUAUUACUGCUUCCUUUACUUACAUGUGUGUGUCGAAUUCAUCGAAGAUGUCGAAAAAGGAAAAAAAAAAGAGGCCUUUUUAUGUUUCCUCCCGCACACACGGUCCCCCGCUCGGGAUCGCCCGGAGCACCACCGCGGCCGCGCGGGAUGGCGGGGGGCGGGUCGCAGCAUCUCUCUCUGCCAUGUACAAAAUGUCAAUAGUUAAUUUAUUUCCGAUAGCUCGAGAACGUGCGGGGUCAGCCCACCGCCGUCUUCCUGUGCGCCGUGGUUUGCCCCCCGGGGCGCCGCCACCCGCUGGCCACGCAUGAAAAGACGGUUACCAGGUGGCGCCUUGACCUCGGUGGGGCUGGGCCAGGAUCCAGAUGCCGGGUGUUCCCCUGGAGGCAAGGGGCGGUGACGCACACGCUCCCUGCCUGAUGACACGUCUCGUACUUUGCUGUGGCUUCAGUUUCCUGCGAAGCCCAGAAGCAGAGACGAUUUGGGUGUUUUUUUUUUUUUUCCACCUUUAAAGUGUAUUCUCUGUACGUUCUGAGUUAUGGUCUGAAGACGGUCGGUGUGACCUCCCCGCCCCGGGGUGGGUAGGGUCAAAGCGUGAAGGCCAGGACGUGGCGGGGAGACGUCAGAUGUAACCAGAUCCAGGCGAAGAUCAUGUUUGUCUUCACUGAUACCGGUUUGAUCAGAGACGUUUUGAACAGGUGAUGCUUAUUCUCUCAUCGGGGUCUUCGGUUCGUUCCCAGGCCAGGGUCCACAGCGCCCGGCGGACACGGCCACACCUGGCGUGGAGGCAGACACGUUGGUUUCUCUGUUGAGCGUCUCAAGGCAGGACUUCAAACGUGAAAAAUGAAAGAAAGAAAAAAAAAGUCGCAAACACCUGUCAGGAUAAUAGCUCAUCCGUCCAAGUCGUGUGUGUCGAUGUGGGCAUUUCGCGGACUUCGUGUCUUUGGUUCCCACUGUUCUGUCCCUUGUUCGAAGGGGCGAGCGCCGUUAGGAGGGCCUGGCUGACCUCUUCUAGGGGCUUCUCGGCCUUCGGAAUCCCGCUCCCGCGUUCCUGAGCACCAUGCAGAGCUCCGUGCCCCCCCCCCGCCGCCGGCCGGCCCGCUACCGCGCCCGGAGAUGUGCUGCGCGACCCGGGGCCGUUACCCGAGCUGUCCUCGGGCCAGAGGAGGUCAGCGGG
Nyctereutes procyonoides (raccoon dog) is the source of this 12701-nucleotide messenger RNA. RefSeq names its product CUB and Sushi multiple domains 1 (gene CSMD1). NCBI's taxonomy places the organism in Eukaryota, Metazoa, Chordata, Mammalia, Carnivora, Canidae. The record is from RefSeq and is a predicted model, not a curated record.